AUGUCAAGCAUAGCGAAAAAGACCCAAUACAAUAUUAAGGUCGAUAUACACGAAGUAAAAGACUUAAGUUUUCGUGAGAGUGCGAAUGAGAAAGAAAUUAUACCAAAUCCUUAUAUUGAAGUGACAGUAAAUAAUGAGAAGAAGAGUACGACAAAAAAGAAUCAAGCAGUAAAUGUUGUAUAUAAUACAUCAUUUAAUUUUUCACAAGAUUUAACAGAUUAUAAAUUUGAAAGGACUAGUGUAGAUGUAUGUGUUUUACAUAAAUAUACUAUUCAAAGUGCUUUAAUAGGAAAAUGUUCCUUUGGUUUAAAUUUUGUUUAUUCCAAAGUUCAACAUUGGUUAUAUAGGGUAUGGGUAAAAUUAAGAAAUCCAGAUUUACCAUUAGAUGAUGUGGGUUUUUUAUUAAUAUCCGUUGGUGUUUAUGGUCCAGGAGAUUCUAUACCUAUUGUUAAUGACAGUGUUAAAACGGAUAUUAAUGAAGAUGUAUUUAGUAAUAAAGGUUUGGAUAUACAUAUUACACAUUAUGAUUUGUGUUUGAAUAUAUUUAGAGGUCAAGAUAUAGAAUUAGUAGGUCAUAGUACACUGUUUUCUAAUAUACUUGAACCAUAUGUAAAAGUAUCACAUAAUGGUUUUGAAGAAUGUACUAAAGUAAUUAGAAAUGAUCCGAAUCCAGUAUGGAAUUUAAGUAUUCAUAUUCCUACAUGUACUCCUUGUUAUGAUAAAAAUAUUCUUGUAGAAUUAAUAAAUGGAGAAUAUAAUGGUAUUGUUAUAUAUAGUAUUCUCUUAGAUUUUUUUGAAAUAUUAAAAAGAGAAUUAACACCAAGAUGGUUUAAUAUUUAUUAUAAUCCACAAAAUCAAAUCAUGCCCAGAUAUAGUGAAUAUAUGCAAAACGGAUCAAUUCAAAUAAAUUUAAAUAGUACUACAACUAAUAAUAAUAAUAAUAAUAAUAAUAAUACUACCACUGCUAUAAACCCUUUAGGUAAUUAUCUUUUCUCAGGAGCAGCUGAAAAAAUAUUUAAAAAUGCUACACAAGCUAUUAAUAUUAAUGAUAUAUUAGGUGUAACGAAAGUACAAAAUAUGUUUACUGAUGAUACAUUAAAGGAGUUCUAUUUAUAUGGUGGUCGUAUUUUUCUGAGUGCAAAUGCAACCAAAACACAUUCACCAGGUCCUAUUUGUAUAAAAUCAGCAAAAGUAGAGGUAGAUGCACCUAACAAAGAAUACAUUUUUUGUGCUGACAUAUAUGAAAUCUUAUCCGUUCGAAAUAAUAAAAUGGGAAAUUAUGACGAUUAUGAUGGUGGCUACACCACCACCACCACCCCCAACAACAACAACAACAAUAAUAAUAAUAAUAAUGACAAUAUUUACAAUAGUAACAAUAUUUAUAAUAGUGCAAGUGAAAAAAGACGAAGUCGAUACAAUAAUAAUUAUGAUGCCAGCGGAGAAAGUAUCAUCUGCGUUUGUGCUCUUGGACCACAUAAACUAAAAACCAUUCCUCUUUUACCAAAUGAAGUUGGUUCUUAUGUUUUAAACGAAAAUGUUGGUAGAAUAGAUGAAUUUCGUAUAUUUUUACCACAAAAUAAUAAUGAACAAAUAUAUGAUAUAUUUUUAUAUAUAUACAUAAAAUCGAAUUUAGCCGUUACAAAUUGGAUUAAUAAUAGAAGAAGUAUAUAUAAUAGUGUCUUAUUAAACAAUGAAUACGAAUCCGGAGAUAGAAAUAAAAAACAGGGAUUACAUAAAAUGGGUUCUAUAAAUAAUAUAUCAGAAGAUAUAAUGCAAGAUUCGGAUUUCUUAAAUAAUUAUAAAUUAACAAGUUAUGUACGUAUUCCAUAUAAAUAUCUUUUAUUAAAUGAAAACAAGCCUAAAUGGUUUUCUAUGAAGAAUAUUGAAACAAAUGUUCAUGAAUAUAAUAUAUCUUUUUUUGCUAAUUUAAUACCUUAUCAUGCUUAUAAAAAAAGACCCAAAAGAUUAGAAUAUAAAUUAUCUAGAUAUUUUUUUCGUGCUUUAAUAUAUGAAGGAUUACAUUUCCCAGCAAAAGGAUAUAAUGCUUUUCCAGAUCCUUAUAUUAAAAUUGAACUAGCUGGACAAGUAAUUAAAACAAGUACUAUUUUACAUACAUUGAAUCCGAAUUAUUAUGAAGCAUAUGAAGUACAAGUUAUAUUACCUACUAAUUUAAAUUUAGCUCCUGAUAUAUCUAUAGAAGCCUUAUCUGUAAAUAAAUCUUUUUUAUAUAAUGAUGAUAUAUUAUUGGGAUCAUGUACAUUUCCUAUUAUGAAAGUACCAACUGAAUGGAAAAAAUCACCUAUAUGGAUACCCUUAAAAUCAUCACAAUAUAAAAAAUGUAAAGCUAAACUUCUUGUUGCUUUUGAAUUAGUACCUGCAGAAAAAGUUCUAGAUGAUACAUAUCCAUUUUAUGAUGAUAUAAGACCUUCUACUUUACCUGGUCACGUGUCUUUAUUUUUAAUAGGUAUACGAAUGUUUAAACCUUUAAAAGAUCCUUCUGUAACGGUUUGUUUUGGUAGAGAUGUUGAUGAUACAUCUCAAUUUUUGUGGCAUGAAACUACUAAUAAAGUAAUAUCAGGGAAAGAAGGUAAUUGGAACUUUUUAAAAUAUUUUUCUUUAGAUGUUAUGUUACCUAAAAGAAUGCAACACCAUAGUUUUCUUGAAGUUAGAAUAGAAGAUAGGAUAUUAAAUAGUGGAUUCACAGGAACUACAGUUGGUAAUAAGCAUCCUGUAAAUGCAACAAAUAAUAAUCUUUUAAUAGGGACUGCAUAUAUAACUCUAAAUCCAUUACUUCCAUGGCUAGAUAAUUAUGAAAAAAAUGAAUGUGUAGAAUUAUUUAAGUUACAUUUACUGGAAGAAGUUUUAAUAGAAGAUGCAGAGAUGGAUAGAAAAUCUUACAACAGUGCAUUGAUAUAUAAAAAGAGUUCAAUAAUGUCAAGGAAAUUGUCUAAUGAUAAUUUUGAAACGCAGGAGAUGGGAGAAGAAAAUGGUAUAUUUAAUGAUAUACCCAUGAAUACUUUGGAAGAAAAUGUGACCAUUAGAGGGGAUGAUAACAGUGAUGAUGAAAGGGAUAAUAGUUAUGAUGAUGACAGGGAUAAUAGUUAUGAUGAUGACAGGGAUAAUAUUUAUGAUGAUGACAGGGAUAAUAUUUAUGAUGAUGACAGGGAUAAUAUUUAUAAUGAUGACAAGGAUAAUAUUUAUAAUGAUGACAAGAAUAAUAGUUAUUAUGAUGACAAGAAUAAUAGUUAUGAUGGUGAUGAUAAAAGUGGUCAUUAUAAUCAUACGUGGGAAGAUAAUAAUAAUAAUAAUAAUAAUAAUGUAACUCGUGAUCAUACUUGUAAGCAUAAAAAUGAAGAUAAUAAUAACAGAAAAGAAGACGAAAAAAGAAAAAGGGAAAAAAAAAAUAUAUAUACAACAAACAAUGAUAAAAGAGAAAAUAAGAACACACAUAUUAAUAACAAAUAUAAACAUGUAAUAGAUAUAAAAAAGAAGAAAAGAAAAAAGAAUAUAAAGAAAUAUAUAAAUAAUGAAUAUGUUCCAUACAAUGAUCCAGAUUUUUCUAAUGUACGUAUAGAAGAGACAUUAGAACAUGUAUGUUUUAAAAUAAAUGAUUUAACAAAAAAAGAGAAUACAUAUAUAUAUUAUAAUGAUGAACAAGAAACCUUAUGUGAUAGUAUUUCAACUGAGAAAAGAAAAAAAUUAAAAGAUAUACAUUUUUUUAAAGGUGGUAAACAUGAUGAUAAAGAAAAAAAAAGUACCAUAAUAGAUAGAAAACAACCUACAACGAUAUAUGGAUUUAAUGAAGACAUGUUAAAUUUUCAAUUAUCUUUAGCCGACGAUGAUGAACAAGAAGAAAUUCAAAGAGAUGAAAUGUUAUAUGAAUAUGAGGUAGAUAUGAAUACAGAUGAUUUACCAUAUUUAAGAGCAACAAUUUUUAGAUGUACAGAUUCAGGAGUUCCUGAAGCAGUUGGAUAUUUGAAAUAUAUAUGUAAUGUGUAUGAUGAAAAGACAAUGUAUUUAAAAAAAGAAAUGAUAAAGAAAUGUGAUGAUUUAGUAAGAGAAUAUAGAUUAACACGUAAUUUAGUAGUACGUGCAUAUAUUAUACAAGCAAGAGGUUUAAAUCCACCCUCAGGUGCAACCGAUAUAACAACAUAUAUAUGGAUAAAGAAUAGUAAUGAUAUGACAAAUAUUCCAGGAGGAUUAUCUCAUAAUAUAAAAGAUACAGGUCAUACAAAGAAGCAAGGAUAUAAACCAGAAUUUAAUAGAUGUUAUCAAUUAUUAUGUUCAUUUCCUGAUGAAUCAAUUGUACAAGUAUGUAUAAUGAAUCAAGGUUCUUUAUCAGAUGAAAUUAUAGGAUAUACAUAUAUAGAUAUGGAGGAUAGAUAUUUUAAUCAAAAAAUUCGACAAUUAAUGAUAGAUGAUAUUAUGCCAAUAGAAUUAAGAUCUUUAAAAUUAGAAAAUAGUACAAUAUCUCAUGGAUCUUUAAGAUGUUGGUUUGAAAUAUUUAAUGAAGAAUUUGCUCAACUAAAUCCCAUAAAAGUUUUAUGUUCCAAUGAACCUGAUGAUUAUCAAUUAAGACUUGUUAUAUGGAAAGUAAAUAAUGCUGCUAUGGAUGAUAAUUCGACAAUAAGUUUAUUUGUUAGAUGUAUUUAUACAGAUGAAGAUCGUGAAGAUAGAAGAGAUACAGAUACACAUUAUAAUAGUAAAGAUGGAAAAGGAAUAUUUAAUUGGAGAUUUGUUUAUAAUAUUAAAAUACCAACUAAUGCAACAAAUAUUAAAAUUCAAAUUCAUAAUUAUGCUUUAUUAUCAUCGAAUGAGCCUAUAGGUGAGGCAACCUUAGAUUUGUCUGCUCAUUUUUAUAGGGCACGUAAGAAAAAGGGUUAUUACCCGAUACCCAGAUUUUGGCUAUCGUGUAAACACCCAGCUCACAAAAAUAAAGUAAGAGGAAAUGUAGAAAUAGAAGGGUCCAUUCUAAUAAAAUCUGAGGCUGAACUUGACCCAGUUGGUAAUGGAAGGGAUGAGCCUAAUAAAGAUCCUUAUUUACCUCCAGUUACUGAAAAUAGAACAUAUGUUGAUUGGGUGACGAUAAAUGAAAAAUUUGGUGCUGCAACAGCUUCGAUUAUGUAUGGCUUAAAAUGGACAG
Messenger RNA from Plasmodium reichenowi, 5143 nucleotides. RefSeq names its product ferlin, putative. The annotation marks the transcript as partial. NCBI's taxonomy places the organism in Eukaryota, Apicomplexa, Aconoidasida, Haemosporida, Plasmodiidae. Gene Ontology annotation, biological process: plasma membrane organization. The transcript has 2 exons. The record is from RefSeq and is a predicted model, not a curated record.